AUGGCUGUCACAUAUGAUAUGAGUGUACCGCUAGCACGAAACCCAGUUAUAGUAGUGACAGUACUAGGAGCGUUAGCUACCGUGAGCACAGCAUUACGCUUCUUCUCCCUACGAAUAAAGCAGAUGUCUCCUAGUCUUCCUGAAUAUCUCAUCCUUGCGGCACUGGAGGAUCUGGUCGAGAUUCUCGAGACCUUCCAGAGUCAGCGGAAGUCAUGA
Molecule: messenger RNA, 216 nt
Organism: Penicillium taxi
Lineage: Eukaryota; Fungi; Ascomycota; Eurotiomycetes; Eurotiales; Aspergillaceae
Exons: 2
Coding region: 1-216 (71 amino acids)
Source: RefSeq, a predicted model, not a curated record